AUGGUUUGCUUUUUUUGGAUUUGUGGAUCGAAAUCGUAUAACGAUGUCGAUAACGAUAAACAAAAACAACAAAAAAUCACACGUGUAUCAUCACUUGAUAUCAAAUCGAAACCAAUAAUAAUACUUGAAACACCGGAAGAAACAGCAAAUCGUGAAUUCCAAUUCUGUCUAUUUCACGCUCGCCAAAAUUCGCGCAGAUCGUUUCAAAAACUCGGAUGGCACUAUUUGAGCGGAAACGGCACAAGAAAAGACGAAAGGUUGGCGUUCUUUUGGUUCUUGAAGUCUGCGCAAGAUGGAAAUAAGUACAGUCAGUAUUCGGUGGUUUGGUGUUAUCGAAAUGGGAUUGGAACGACGAAGGAUAUUCAUGAGGUGUUUAAGUGGUAUCGAAAAAUUAGGGUGAAGUGGAAUAUUAGAAUGGAUCCGAUGGAUAUUUUCUUUGGUUAG
Ambispora gerdemannii is the source of this 444-nucleotide messenger RNA. The record is from the annotation of a GenBank genome assembly. Lineage: Eukaryota; Fungi; Glomeromycota; Glomeromycetes; Archaeosporales; Ambisporaceae.